Messenger RNA from Mizuhopecten yessoensis (Yesso scallop), 5069 nucleotides. RefSeq names its product SWI/SNF-related matrix-associated actin-dependent regulator of chromatin subfamily A containing DEAD/H box 1-like. The transcript is spliced from 22 exons. Gene Ontology annotation, molecular function: ATP binding; DNA binding; ATP-dependent chromatin remodeler activity. Bases 50 to 3226 code for a protein of 1058 amino acids. Gene Ontology annotation, cellular component: nucleus. Lineage: Eukaryota; Metazoa; Mollusca; Bivalvia; Pectinida; Pectinidae. The record is from RefSeq and is a predicted model, not a curated record.
ACGGUUACAUCAGCUGCGGCACAUUUGGAAGUGCACUGUCAGAUCAGUCAUGAGUAAGCCCGGUAAAGGUGGUCUGAAUUCCCUGCUGAGCUACAGAUUUGUUAAAAAACCAAGACCCAAACUACAACAUGAAGGUUCAACAAGUAGCCAGGACAGUGACGACACAAAGUCUACUUCAGAUGACAAUAGCCAGUCAUCUGAUCAGAGUCUGGGGAACUCCCUUCAAAAUGGCCAGUCAAAAGAUCUGAUGUUGGAAAAAACAAAUUCUGUUACUUCCUCUCAUUCAAAAGACACAAUAGAUUUGGAUGAAACAGAGAAAUACUGGGAUGAGGCUGAUGGGACCGAUACUCUUAUAUCUGUGUCUGUUAUUGAUGAUCGACUUGAUGCAAAUACUCCGGAAAAAUCUGAACCCACCACAGUGCCGGAGACACCUGCCUCACCCCUCUCCCAGGCUAGUUCCCCGGAGUCACCUUUGUUCAGAGCAAAGCCCAAGAAUAUACGCAGCAAAGCCAUGGAGGAUGAGGCCUCAGAGGCUAGUGGCUCUUCAUCGCCUUGGAUGUCCAAAGAUCAAGGAAAACUUACCAACGGGAGUGGACUUGGGGCUAAGAAGGAACGAAAGAAGAGGGCACUGCCUGACUUUAGUGAUGAGGAGUCAGAAGAGGAUGAUAAAGGUCUUUCUGCUGAGGAUACAGAAACAUUGAACAACCUGAAGCAGAUCUUCCCAAGUCAGCCACACCAUGUCAUACAACAAGCAUUCCUUGACGCAGACCGGAUCUAUGAUCUGGCUGUGGAAAACCUUAUCGAUAGAGGCAAGGACAAUACAAAGAAGAAGAAGCGAGUGAUUCGUAUGGAAAGUAGUGACUCUGAGGCUUCGCAAGAACCUCCGGCGAAGCGAUCACGCCGGAUAGUAUCUAGUGAUGACCAGGAGGAGGUGGACAGCCAGGCGACCAUCAUCAACUCACAGAGUCAAGAUGGGGUCGUUGGAUACACCACUCAAGAGGAGAGAAUUAAAUUCCUAUCGGAAUCAUUCCCGACAAGGUCACGGAGGUCUAUACACAGAGCCCUGGAAGAGAAGAAUUGGUUGGUGGAUGAAGCUGCUGAAAUGUUAGACCUUAAGAAAAAAGAAAAUGGAGCAGAUAUAGCUAUAGACAUAUCUGAUGAGGACGAGGACUUCCUCAGUGGUGACGAGGCAGGUGGCGACAGUGAGGACAGUCUAGAUGACGGUGCUGAUGAACACAAAACAGAAAAACAGAUGAUCCUGGCGUUUUUCCAGGAAGCUACACUAGAUGAACUGGCCGGCUCCCGUGGCUGUUCUAAAAGGAAGGCUGAUAUUAUAUCUAAAGAAAGACCAUUUAAAUCCUAUGAAGACUUGCAUCACAAGUGUGCUACUGUGAAAGGCAUAACAACAGAUCUGAUCGGUGGUUGUCGGGAAAUCAUCCGAGUUCGGGAGGUCAUCAUUCGUUUGAUGCAGAAGUGCGAGAAGAUCUCGGCGGAGAUGGAGAGAGUGGUGACAUAUCUUACUCAACAGGACAGCAUCGACGAAUCGGACAACAGGAUACAUAUCACCAAACAGCCCGCGCUGCUGAAUAGCGAAUUCCAACUGAAACCUUUCCAGAUGGUUGGUCUGAAUUGGUUGAGGAUCAUGCACUCCAAACAGAUCAAUGGCAUUCUGGCUGAUGAAAUGGGCCUGGGCAAGACGAUACAGACGAUAGCAUUCAUCGCACACUUACUGGAGGAGGGGGAGGAGGGACCACACGUUAUCAUUGUCCCCUCUUCUACUCUAGAAAACUGGCUGCGUGAGUUCUCCGUGUGGUGCCCAGCCGUCAAGGUGUUGGUAUACUACGGCUCUCAGGAGGACAGGCGAGUCACCAGGAGAAGCAUCCUCUACGAGGACUUUGUGGAUUUCCACGUUAUUCUCACAACCUACAAUAUGGCGACAGGAAGUGUAGAAGACCGGUCAUUGUUCAAGAAGUUUGAGUUCCACUAUUCCAUUUUUGAUGAAGGCCACAUGCUAAAAAACAUGUCAUCACUUCGCUACCAAAACUUGAUGAAGAUUCAGUCUGAGCGCCGCCUACUGUUGACGGGGACCCCUCUACAGAAUAACUUACUGGAACUGAUGUCGCUGCUCUGUUUUGUCAUGCCUGAUAUGUUCAUCGGGAAGACUGACCAUCUGAAGCGCAUGUUCUCCAUGAUCACGAAAUCUGUUGAUGACAAAAGGAGCAAGUAUGAAGCCGAGAGGAUAGCUCAUGCUAAGCAGAUCAUGAAGCCGUUUUUAUUGAGACGACUCAAGUCUGAGGUUCAGAAACAGUUACCCAAGAAAUUAGAAUGCGUUGAGUUUUGUGAAAUGAUUCCAGAGCAGGCAGAAGGCUACCACAACCUCGUCAACAAGUUUCAGCAGGAGCUACGGGAGUCAACUGGUGGACCAGGCGAAUCAAAGGGAGGGGCAGCCAUGUUGAUGCAGUUACGAAAGGCUGCUAACCAUCCACUGUUGCUAAGGAAACACUACACAGACAAACUAUUAAGAGAAAUGUCCAAACAUAUAGCAAGGGAGCCUUCUCACCGUGACAGAAACGCUAAUGCACAGCUCAUCUUCGAGGAUAUGUGUGUGAUGCACGACUUUGAGAUCCACAAACUAUGUAAAUUUUACGAGAAAUACAUCGGAAAGUACAGCUUACCCGUAUCAGCUGUUGAUGAUUCCGCCAAGUUCCGGGUGCUAGAUGAUUUACUGGUGAAGUUGAAAUCUCAGGAUGACCGUGUUCUGAUAUUCAGUCAGUUUACAAUGAUGAUGGACAUCAUGGAGGACUAUCUCAAGCAGAAAAAAUACAAGUACAUGCGACUGGAUGGGUCAACACCUGUGCCUGACAGACUACAGAUGAUUGACAAGUAUACAAACAAUACGGACAUAUUCAUCUUCCUGUUGUCAACGAAGGCUGGAGGUCUGGGGAUCAACCUGACGGCAGCCAAUGUUGUCAUCAUACACGACAUUGACUUCAACCCCUACAAUGACAAACAGGCAGAGGACCGCUGUCACCGUGUGGGACAGAAAAAGGAGGUGUCCAUAGUGAGGCUCAUCGUCAAGGAUACCGUGGAGGAAGGUAUGCUGAGGUGUGCUCAAGAAAAACUUAAGUUGGAGAAGGACAUCACAACAAGUGAAGGGUCGGACAAGGAGAGUGGUGCAGACGUGGCGUCAUUACUGAAGGAAGCUUUGGGUCAGGGCAAGGUUUGAUGACAGCUGGACGUAGGCUUAAGACAAUUGUGCGAUUGCUGGACGUUCAAGUACGGAACCUCUGUUCAAGGAAUUUGUAUGGCUCCAAUGAGAUUGUUUAGUGCUAUUGACAUACGUGUCCUCUUGAUCGCCAGUGGACUUGUGCAACGAGCAACUGUUGUGUAUAUUUGGCCUAGUUUACGUACCUAUUUCAAUAUAUAAAGUGGACAAUGGUUCUUGCCAUUAGGACAAUCAAUCAACAAUUGAAUUGUACAUAAGGUACAUGAAGUUGUGACUCUCUAGAUACUGUUUGUCGGGACUAAUGAUGAACAGCUGAUAGGUACAUAUAAAGAGUGCUAGUUUUGGGAUCGAUAACCAACUUAGUGCGAGGACAGAUCCAUCUAGGGUGCCAUCACUCAGGGAAGAUGAAUUUUCUAAAACUGAGCCUGAGAAAUGAUCUGAAUCUUACGUUUGAGAAGGACAAUGUAAAUUUUCAUCCAGGGCUCAGUAACUGACAUAAGUGUAAUUGAGUACAGUAAUACGUAACAUUGUAACUACAUCAGCAUUUGAAAAGCUCUUGGUUUGUUUAGUGUUCCUAUCCUCAUGGGAUUUAAUCCUUUCACCCCUAUGUAACUUUAGUAAACAUUACCAUGCGUUGAUAUGGAUGAGUCCAUUAUGGUCUACAGGGGUGAAAGGGUUAAUCCUGCCUCUGUGUAAAAACUCAGCUGCAUAAUUCAACGUGAUACAAGAAGUCAAAUAAAAGGAAGUGACAUCAUUUAAAGGUGACACAGGAAAGUAAGGGUAAACUAUCUGCUAAAUGAUCAAUCAUGCCAUUCACUCCCCUUGUUGUAGUAAAUGACCAAUGGUAUUAGAGCAUUAUCUGCUACAAUAGAUUUUCAAUACAUAAAUCAAAUAUUUUAAUUAUUUAUUCUUGUCAGCACUAUAUUUAGUGCUCCAAUAUAAGCGUGAAAAUUGAUGAAAUCCUAUUUGUGCUUCAAACUUAUAGUGCUAUGUAUAAGGAUAGGACGGAGUGCAUUCAGUUUUUGCAAUAAAUGUUUUUCUGUACAUUGAACAGUUUGUUCACGAAAACCUGUUAACUAGAUUUUGGUGCGUUAAGUGUCUUUCCAAUGUUUUUCCUUCUCAAUUCCAUUCUGAAUGAGACUAUUUUCAACUUUAAUGAAAUAAAAAAUUGUUACAAACUACGAUCUUAAAUGAUGUAUUAAUUGAACUUGUAAACACGUUCCUAUAAUUCACUGUCCUGUAAUUUUUGUCAGAAACGUGUUUUUUUUAUAAAGAUUAUUUGUAUUUAUUGCUAAAUUUAAACAUAUUUCUAUUUAUUGAAAAUGAGAAUUAUCUUUUUCCUGGAAAUGAUACAGUGUAUGAAUCAUUGAAAAAAAUAUUUGUUUUAGCAUAUGAAUGGCAGAUAUUCCAACUUUCUUAACCAGGCUCAUUGAAAUAACUGAUUUGUAGAUGGAAUAUCUGUUUCUUGGUCAAUGAUGUGAUGUAAAAUUUGUCUUUUCAACUGUACAUAUAAAACUGCAUAUGUCAGAAACGGGGUAAAGAAUUCUCAAAAAACAAAUGAUAUAUAGGCAAAUCAACCUGUCCCUGCAAUUUUUCAUCAGUAUUAUUUGGAUCGGUGUUUUUUUGGGUUUUUUUUAUUGACACAAAAAGAUAUGAAAUAUGUCUUCAUUACAAUAUAGAGUAUGAAGUGUUUGUCUAUUCAAAGUCUGUGCGACACCUUGGUUAGACUUUGCCAUUAGCUCCAUAACUCUAGAAGUCCAACAGUCAUCAAAGAUGUGCAUCAAAUGUAGGUCACCAUGAUCUUUAUUUUCUGUACAUGUGUCAUUUUUUUUUCUGACUUCAC